CGACCGGUCAAGUACACGAAAAUUGACGGCACCGGCAAUUAUUGGUUAAAUAAAAUUUCUCUUGGUGCAAAAAUGUUUUCUUAUAUCGCUUAUUUCUGUUUAUUUUUGACGGUUGCAAAUGCAGACCUUGUGCGAUCGAAAGGUUCAUGGGUGGAGGCACUCAACGAGGAUAAUUGGGAUCGGAUGUUAACGGGAGAAUGGAUGGUGGAAUUCUAUGCACCCUGGUGUCCUGCAUGCAAGUCCCUUGAACCGAUUUGGGAAAAUCUGGCUUUUCGAAAAAAAGAUCUUAACAUUGAUGUAGGAAAAGUGGAUGUCACAAACGCCCCAGGACUCAGCGGUCGGUUUAUGGUUACUGCUUUGCCCACUAUUUAUCACGUUAAAGACGGUAUCUUUCGCCAGUACAAAAGUCCGAGAGACAAGGACUCACUGAUCGAAUUCAUAUCCGAAAAAACAUGGAAGAAAAUCGAACCAAUUCCCAGUUGGAAAAGCCCAACUUCGAUCCAGAUGUCUAUCAUCAGUCAAUUCUUCCGAAUGUCUCAAGUUUUAAGAGGAAUUCACAACAGAUUGAUGGAAGAUUUUGGAAUGCCGACCUGGGGCAGUUAUCUGAUUUUUGCCAUCGCUACCAUUGUCUUGGGCGCUGUUAUUGGACUUAUUAUCGUCUGUCUGAUUGACUUUAUCUACCCACCGAAAGACGUUAACUCUCAAGGCAAAAGAAAGUUAAAGGACGGAUCUGGUGAUUCUUCACAGGAGAAAAAUUCCGGCGACGAAGAACUUGUGGAAAAUGUUAAGGACGAUCUGGUCGAUGAGGAAGGAAGCGAGUCGGAAAAAUCCGAAGGAGAUAAAGACUCAAAGGCGACCCCGAGCAGUCCCAACGUUCGCAAACGCAAACCGCGUAAAGCCGACUAAAUCUCUUAGGUUCUUAAAUUCAAGUUGCUCCAUUCAAAUCUGAAAAAGACGAUUUCACUUCUUUAAAAUAUGUAUUCGCAGGCGCAGCGAUAGCAAAUCUAAUACUCGCAAUUUUCCAAGAAAACUUGUAUACGUGUGACAGUCGCUGCACAAAACUUGUUCGAUUCCGUGUCCAAACGAAAAGACUGGAUAGCUUUUAAAUUUUUGUUUAUAGUCUAGGUUUUUGUUCUAGAUCCCAACUUGUAUAAAAUCCAGAAUGCCGAGUCUUGAAAAAUAGAAGAAUAAUCAAACUCAGAUCUUUUUAAAAGCUCUUGUCUAUUCUGUUUUGUAAUCUCGACUCUCAAGUUCAUAAAGAUUAAGUUCUUAGCUAGCUCUCGAGGACAUUUUUUUAAAUAGAAAAGUAGUGCCUUAGGAUUGAUUAAUUUUUUUGGAAUAUUUUGCAGUCGAGAAUACGAGAUAUUACGCGGUAAUUGAGGGCCCGAAUAAAAAAACCGGUUGUUUUUUUUUGGUCCGGGCCCUCAAUUUAGAAGGAAUAAAUUGAUUUUGAAGUCGCAGCAACAGAAUUGCGAUCGGUGCAGAAUUAACGAAGGCACACUAAACUGAUGAAUGAUGGUAAUAAUUUCCAUUUUACUAAGAUAAUACAAACGAGUGUUUAUGUAAAUAAUUGUUUUUUUACACUCGAGCAAUAACCAUUAUUAAAUUAAUUAUGCAGCUUAAAAUAAUGUCAAUUUAUUAAAACGUGAAUUAACAAACAGUAUUGAAUUUAAUUUAAAGGUUUGCUUUCGUUAAUUCGUGAAAUUUCUUGCAUUUAAUUCUAUGGAGUACUUAGCUUAAAAGUUCAACUCUUCGUUCCUAAUUUUAUAAACAGGGUGUCUACCUUAACGAGGAAAACAGAAAAAAGGCCGGGAAUUUUGUUCGCUCUGAAAACCCCGGGAAUUUGAUUCAGUGACCGGGAUUUUUCAUUAAUCUUGUUCAAUCGCGAAACGAAUCAUGAAACAAAUUUUUGCAAUUUUUGUACAUUUUGAUAUCCUAUAGCAUUUUUAUGAAAUUGUAAAUAUUUACGAUUUUAAAUCAAAGAGAGAAAGCUUGACGGUUUAGAAUAAAAAUAUAUAAAUUGGAAUUAUGUUUGGGAAACGGGGGAUUUUGACUUUGAAAACGGAAUUUUCACCGAAAAAAUUUUGAUUUAUACAUGGAUUUAAAAAAGAAUUAUAAUUCUGAUUAGGAACAGUGAAUUUACCAGACAAAUUAUAAUUUCAAAUCUAAAAGAACAUUUUUCGAAGCAAUUAUAUGUCAUUCUGAAUUGGAUUUAGGAAUUUUCAAAAAAAAAAGAAUAUUUUGGCUUGGAAGAGGAAAUUUUCGGGAGAAUUAUAAUCCUGACUUGUAACAGUGAAUUUCUCAAAAGAAUAACAAUUUUC
This is a messenger RNA of Belonocnema kinseyi, 2321 nucleotides long. RefSeq names its product thioredoxin-related transmembrane protein 1. The transcript has 5 exons. NCBI's taxonomy places the organism in Eukaryota, Metazoa, Arthropoda, Insecta, Hymenoptera, Cynipidae. The coding region runs from base 73 to 906 and encodes 277 amino acids. The record is from RefSeq and is a predicted model, not a curated record.